AUGUCACACGAGGCAAAGACAGCAGAGUCAGCAGUAUCAUCGCAAACACCCACCAAAACCACCUACAACUUGCCGCGCCCGAAACCAGCAUACUACCCACACGAAAACUCGCCGCUCUACGCCAACCGCGCCCUCUACACCGCGAUCCACGACGCCCGCAAGACCCUCGCAUCGCGCCACCGCUGCGAACCGCGAUCCGGCAUCGCGGUCCGCAUCCCCGCCAAAUCCAUCUUCCGCAUCACGACCCCCCUGGGACCACAAGUAUGCGACUUGAACAUCUGGUCCUUCGCUGACACCCGAGAACGAUUCUGGGCCGCGCGCACGCGUCAACUCCACUCAGCGCACCUAUCCACGUUCGACCGCUUGUGGUCCAACCUCCCCUUUUUGCGGCCCCUCUGCACCAUCACGCACGACACCAUGGCGGCAUCGGGCGCACGGCAUGAUGAGCACGGCGGGCGCGUGCAUGACACCUUGGGUACGCGCUGUGAUCCUUACGUCGACAAAUUGAUCCUGGGGCAAGACAACGAUUACCACUGCCAUCUGAACUUGACGCGCGCCGUUACGCGUUGGGGCUUGGGGGAGAUGGACGUGCAUGAUGUGUUGAAUGUGUUUCAGGUGACGGGGUUGAAUGAAUACGAUCAGUAUUUCAUGGAGACGUGUCCUGCGCGAGCUGGAGAUUAUUUGGAGAUGUUUGCCGAGGUCGAGUUGUUGGUUGCGAUUAGUGCGUGCCCGGGUGGCGAUUUGAGUUUGUGGGGGUGGGGCGAGACGGGAGAGGGCGAAGAGGGGGACAUGAGGGAUUGUUGUCGACCUUUGGAGAUUGAGGUUUAUCUGUUGGAUGAUGAGGCUGCGGUGUUGAAGGGUUGGAGCGAGCCUAAAGUCGUUGAUUACCGGGGCAACCAUGGGUUGAAAAGGGAGUAA
Molecule: messenger RNA, 918 nt
Organism: Lodderomyces beijingensis
Lineage: Eukaryota; Fungi; Ascomycota; Pichiomycetes; Serinales; Debaryomycetaceae
Source: the annotation of a GenBank genome assembly